AUGAGCUUCAGCUUUGAGGCAUUGCGGGGCCUCUUAUCAAAAGGUUUGUUGCAUAAAAAGCUUUUUUUCAAUUAUUGCUUAUUCACACCAGAAACCAAAAUGUUUCUUGUUAACCUCACCAAGUUUUAACUAUUAAUGCUUAGCUGUAAGCCUGAAUGCUUUAGACACAAUUUUUCACAAUUUUUUCUCUGUGGGAUUACCUAAGGUACGGAAAUAAUAACAAUCUUUUGACAACGUAAAUUCAUCAAUGGUUUGCAGGAUACCCUUAAGUCGGGAUACUAAAAUCUAAAAAAAUGAAAGGAACAAAAGCUAGUGGGAGGCCUACCUCCUCACAACAUUUUUAUCGAAAUUAAUCGGGAAAUAGAAAUUUACACUUCAUUAUAUUUUUUCAUAAAUGUAUAAAUUGGCUUCUGUAGAUUCAUGUCCAGUUGUGUAAAAAAAUAAACACCGAUGAAAAAUAGGAUUUCAUGAGCGAGCGAUAAGCUGGCGAGUGAUUCCCCUUUUAGCAAGUGAAUUAGUUCCGUUUUAAUGUGUUAACCAAAGACGGAGGGAUAAUGCCUCUAAUGAGCCUGAAUGUUAGUAGAAAUGACCCUUUUUAUUUCUCUUUAUGCUCCUUGUAAAUGGAAAAUUGUUAUUCUUUAGUCACAAAACCCAUAACAUACAAACAGAAUAACUGUAGAUAUAGAGAUUUCACGUUGAAAAAAUUGAGUUGAACUCUUACAAUCUCAUCGUUACUUACCAUUUUAAUAAAUCUUUCAUUUUGACAUACAGUCUUAAGGUUCAAUAUCGAGAGAGUUUCAUUUCAUUUUAUUUUUCAAUAAAGACAGGUAAAGGCAUAUUAUCCUCGUAUUCAUGUUUCUCAAAACAGGUGAAGAUGAGUUGAUGUUUACAAAAUCAAAAACGAGAGCCAUCGGUUUCAAAAGUACCAUCAAACACAAGACUUGAUAAAUAGAAUAUUGCCUAAGUAUUCAGUGAAACCUUACCAAAAUUCAAAUGAUCAAAUUCUAGUUUCUGGUGUUCUGCUUUACGAUAAAAUGUUCUCUUUUUUAAUGAAAGAUUGUACGAGCCGAUCGAAAUAACAAAUCGUUUUGGUUUUAGUCUUUGUACACAGGCUCACCAUUCAUGCAAGCUGAUCAAACUCAUUUUAAGCUGAUUAAACUCAUUUUAAGCUGAUUAAAACAUGACGUUAAUGUUCCUUUAAUUUGACCGCCGAACCGCUCUUUUUUAGUUCGUGAGGUUAAAAUACAGUUGAUUAGCAGCAAAAUGUGCUACUUCAUAUGCUAAUACAUCUCCUAGAUAAACUGGCUUGCAUUCUAUAAACUUCUGGAGCGUUCUAUCUCAUUUAACUACACGUAAACCAGGAGCUGUUAACAAUAGAACAUAUGCCAUCUAUGUAAUAGUGUAGUUUGAUCGUCCGGGUGAGCGUAGUCCUGAGAAGGACUGUUGUCGGUAGUGGUGACUGACGUUUUCGACAACCUGACUUCCGCUCAGGUUGUCGAAACAACCCCCGGGUUCAAACCAUUUAAAAGCCAUCAAAUUAGCUAUUCAUAAUUUCCCUCUUAAUUUGAAGAUAAACCCAAAGAAGCAAAACAGAAAUAUGAAUUGACGAGGAAUUCAGAUGUUCAAAGGCAUGAAAGUGGGUUAGAGAGCCCAUCAUUUCCAAGAUGGCGUAUGACGUUUAUGUCGUCAGAAGAAGGAUCAUUGGAGUUAGAUCACGAAUUCUUUGGGAGCGCCUUCUCAAUGUCGGAAAGCCUGAAUCUGGACGCAGCACGCCUGCCUGUCUCAAAAACUAUAACCCACCGACCAUCCAGUCUAGGAGACACCUAUCGCAGGAUCGUAAGUUUACGAAUCUUCUUUACUUUAAAAAAGAAUUCUCUUUCCUUAGCUUGUAGACACGAUAAUGCAGUAGUAAUGCAGUUCCUAUCUACACCUAAGAAGCCUAAAGAAAUGUUGACAUGACGGAAAAAUCACCUUCACAGGCUGAAAUAAGCUUUGGCGAGAGUGAACCACUUGCUUCGUAAGAUUAAAUCACGAGCAUCCACCGCCCUUUUUGUUUCCAAAAACCGAAGAUUUGCAAGUUUUUUUUUUACAUACUAAACUCCAUGGAAUACCCUUGAGGCCUCAUUUGAGCAACUUCGAUCUUAUUUCAGCACCGAAAUUUUACAGUCGGCAAGUCAAUACACUUAGCAGCUCUCGCUGGAGAUCUCAGAGAAGUCCAGCGAUUGAUCAACAAUGGCGUUGGUAAGAUUUCAGCUUGACUGUUGUACUAUGUAGGUGGUGGUGAAUAAGUGAAGCAUUUGCUUGUCCGAUUUAUUAACUCCUCAGAUAUUCAUAAGCCAGAUCACCUUGGUAACACUCCCCUGAUGUGCGGGGUACUGGCUGGUAGCCUCGCUGUCGUAGAGCUGCUGAUCCAGAUGGGAGCUGAAGCUAAAAGAGAAGACAACAUGGGGAACACAACACUGCACUCCGCCAUACAAACUGGCAACGAAGACAUAGUGAAGGUUUGCCUAAGGUCCUUUCGCAGCUAUGAGAGUCACUUACAUUUUAUCCAUUUUAUUACCCAGUCAAGAGCUUCAAACGUUCUUUACCUGGGAACAAGAUGGUGAAAAAAGAUAUUCAUGCUUUGUUUGACAAUUUUUAUCCUUGUAUCUGCUGUACAACCAGCACAGAGCUUUGCAGUUUCACUAAUGUACUAACAGUUGUUUUUUGUUCCUCCUCAGUUGUUGCUUAAUUCCGGUUCCCAAGCUGAUGUAAAUAAAAUUGGCAGUGGUGGUCUUUCUCCGUUGCAGCUUGCAGCUCAGUCAGAUCACGCAAAGUUGUGCAAACUACUUGUGAGUAAAAAGUUCAAUGAUGACAUCUAACCUUUGACCUACAUUAAGACUGGGCUGAGGUUACUGAUGACCAAGAGAAAUAAGCCAACCUAUGGCGUGCAUCGAACCUAAGACCAAACUAAAAUUUAUGUCAAUAGCCAAUAAGAACACAGGAAAAUAUUUCAAGACGAGAAUUUAAAGAACCUUAGAAAUUCAAAGGCCCAAUGAACAACUUGCCUUAUGCCAGUGACCACCAAUGUUCUCAACAGAUCAAGUUAUUAUAGGUCAUCUGGUUGAUUGAAAAAGGUGCCUAAGAGCAUGCAAUGAAGAUAAAUAAUAAUGUAAUAAUAAAGAUAUAACUCGUGUGUUUUAUCUUUCCAGGCUGAUUAUGGAGCCCAGCUGGAUUGUAACCAUGGUAACGCUCUAACACUUGCUGUGUUGAAAGGCUCCAAGGAUGCUGCUGCUUGCCUCUUUGAUCUCAGUAAGAACAUCAGUUGUUCAUGCCACGUUCUUUCUCCUAUUAUUUUAAAUGCGCUUUUGAAAUCUAGACCAAACUCUUCAGUAAUUAUUCUGAAUAGUGCCAUUCUUACAGUCGGCGCCUAAACGUCACGAAAAGCACUCGUCAUUCCUCUGAAGGUAAAUUGAUAUAGCACUGCGAAGUUUGAUCGUAGUCUGUGUGAAUCUGUCAGCAUAUAAUUAAGGUGCGGUCUCAGCAGGCUGUUUAAUCAAAUUAAUGGCCACUGAAGCUAAAAUCAGAAUAACACAAGAGUUUUGUUUGUCUUAUACAGUUGAUGAACGUAACAUGAAAAUGGACUCGUUUAUCUACGAUGUGGAUGACAGCGGAAACAGUCUUCUCCAUCUUGCUGUAGAAAGCUCGGUUUUCCAGGUAUGCAUUAUUUCCACAACUCGAGAAACGAAUAAGAUAGUUGUUAAGAACUAAGUUAUUACUUAAGUAGUACAUAAGUGAUCAACAAUGGACUACAUGUAGCAUCCUAUCUGGGAGGUGUAAAAAUUCUUGUGAACUGACCAGUAAACUGAUUAUUAGUCUGUAGAUUUGUGUCUUUCAUACGGAGCUAAAAUGGUCGUGACAAGGGUAAGUGAUUUCUCAAUAAGACGUUCAUUUGCAUUCCAUAAGUGAUUUCACGUUAAAUUUAAGCACUGGCACUAACUAUGAAAUUCAUAUCCCCUCUAAAUUUUGUAAAUGACGUAUUUCAGAGUAAAGAUGGCAGUACACCGUUUCAUUGCGCAUGUGCGUUAGGGAACCUUGAUGUGGUGAAACGUUUUUAUGAACAAGACAAGGAGGCUUUGGGCUGUAUUCCCAAAGACAAUCAAGGAAUGUCUCCACUGCACAGGUCAGUUUUCUAUGUUCGGCAAAUAUUCCCCAUAAUGAAAUUAUUUGAAAUAUAAAAAUGUAAACCCAGUUAAAUAUAGUUGGAGGCAAGGGUGCUGGACUUCACUUAAUUUGCUGAGUGUGUUCGAUUCCUCACCGGGUGAUCACAACGUGUUCAAUAUAAGAAGAGAGGAUUAAUAUUUGUUAAACUUCGUCGGUAUAUAUGUGGAAACCAAAGAGACAUUUGGCAAACUUGCUGUAAAUAAGUAUCUGCCUAUGAAAAGACUUCUAAAAGUUUUUCACUGUGUAAACUUUGUAAGUUGUGAGUGUCUCGGUUCGUGAGAAUAACCAUACUUAAGAAAUUACUUCACAAAACAAGCUCAAAUACUUAGGUUAUUGAAUGCAAGAUUUUAACUGAUAAGAGAAACUGGCAUAGGUAUGCUACUAAUAUGAAAUACAUAUUCCGUGGUUUGGUGAAAUGACAACAAUUAGUUUCUGAUUACUCUUUUAGGGCUGCUGGAAAUAAUCACGCGAAAGUUGUAAAGUUUCUGCUAGAAAAGGUAUCUUUUCAGAACUUUGCUAUCUUUUCGGUCGGCAAAUUGUUAGUCUCUUGAGUCAGUCCGUCUGUUGGUCCGUGGGUCGUUCAGUCCUGUCCAUAAACCGCCAUGGUCUUUGCCAUUAGUCCAUAAAUUUUUGUCUUUCAGUGGCGUCUCAACGUCUCCAUGUAUUUCAAACUCUUGCGAUUGGUACCAACGAGAAGAGAGAGUACUGUACUAAAAAUGUGUUCAAUGUUUUUCCAUAUAUGGAAUUUCAGGAUUUUCCAGUAAAUCCCCGAGAUGCUAAAUGCAGGACACCCUUGUCGUUGGCUUCGGCUGUGGGUGGACUGGAAUCUGUCCAAGUUUUGCUGGAAUUUUCUGCUGACGUCACUGUAAAGGAUUUUAAUCUUCGGUCGGUGUUACACCUCGCCAUCGGUCACAACAUGACUCUGGAGGCUCUCUUGAAGGUCAAUAUCAUCGUCUGAAUCAUAUCUCAAGAGAAAUAUGCUUGCAUUGGCACGUAAUUAAGCUGAGCUAUUCUUUUGACAGGUGCCUAUCUCAAAACAGCUUAUAAAAGAGAAAGAUGUCCAUGGAUUUGCUCCAAUUCAUUAUGCAGUUCAGAGUGGAAGCCUACAGGUAUUAAGUGGUUUUUCCUUGAUGGGAAUAUUUUUUUAAUUCACUUCCACCAGUUUUUAAGCCCUCUCUUGAGCUAUGAAGUCAUUCAUUUUGUCAUGUAAGUUUAGGGAAAACGUGCAUGGAUAAGGAAAUUUUCAGACACAAACCUAGAGCAGCGGUAACACAUUUGGUUAAUGAGUAGAUCACGUGAAAUAACAUAGAACUCUGUUUCUAUGCAGGAUGUCUCUUUACUUAUUUCCUACGACAUGGUUGUAACAGAGGUCGUAUCUGACUCCCUGGAUACAGCACUGCACCUGGCUGCAAGGUAAAUAAUUUUCAAAUGUCUGUGUUGGGCAGUUGAGUGAUAAGAGAAAUUAUUGAAGUCUUGAAAAUUCGUUGUGAGUACUUUAGCUAUUCCAAUUUUUUUAAGGUAUGGAUUUUCUGACAUUACCGGAAAGUUGUUAGAAAACAGAAACGAACGCCUCAUCAAUGCUGAAAACAACCAGAAGAGAACCGCUUUACAUCUGGCCUGCAUGGAAGGACAUCAUGCUGCUACUGCUGUCCUAGUAACAGACUCUGCAAUACAAAGGUGGGGAACUGGGUCCAAGAAAGAAGUUUUUUCCUCGUUGUAUAUAGUUUUGCCACAAAAUGUAAGAUGAGGUGUUUUCUUUUGGUCCAUAUCUGUCUCCUGCUUCCCAACCUUGCCAAGGGACUUAAGGACUUGUGCGACUAUCAGAAUGACCAGAACAUUUAACAUGUUUGAAAAAGGGUUGAAAUACACCUUAGAAGAAAAAAUUAAUUUUAGUUUUAUGUUUCGUAUGACAGGGACAUCAACCAACGCUCGCCACUACACCUGGCUGCAACACAAGGCUCACUAAAAUGCGUUGAGCUCGUGAUAAAGUUUCACCCAGAUUGUCUUAACUCCUGGGACCGAAAUGAGGUAUAGUGAAAUUUGUAACAGAAGCAAUUCCGCUUAUCAAGUACAUAAGCUAUUUAUCUAAAAUCACAAAGUUAUGUUUCGUAAUUGGCCUUUCCUUGAAUUCACUCUCACAGAAUACAGCUAUACAUCUAGCCGCUAUAGCCGGGCAUGCGCACAUAGUGCAGUACCUGAUGUCCUUUCAAGAGCUGCUCUUUAUGAGUAACGCGCGAGAUAAGAACGCUCUAGACCUCGCUAUUGAUCACGGCAGAGAGAAUGUCGCCAUGGUGAUGAUAGAGCAUAAGAGGUAACGUCACGUUGAGUUGUCGCCACGUCAUAUCAUGUCACGCUUUGUCACGUCAUGUCAUUCCACGGCACGACUUCUCAUAAAAGUCAUUCUAUGUUAUAUCAUGCCAGGUGAGUGUCUGUCUAGUAACAUCAUCUCAUAACAAGUCAAGUCGUGUUAUUUGAUUGUAUCACAUCAUGUCAUUCCACGGCACGACUUCUCACGACAAGUUAUUCUACGUCAUAUCAUAUCACGUGAGAGUCUUUCUAGUAACGUCAUCUCACAACAAAUUGUCAUAUUAUUUCUAGCCUAUUCUUUGCGCGUUAGUGCAUUUGCCUGUUGAUUUUGCCAGUUUUAUUCCAUUAAUAUCAUUGUUACUUGUUUUAUCCACAUCUCUUUUUACGUUAUUAUCAAGCUUUCAUAUUUGCGCUGCAGAUGGAAGGAAGCUCUUCAUUCCACCAUAAGUGACAGACAGUCUCAAAUAGAAUCACUGGUACAGAAAAUGCCAAGAGUAGUGGAGGUUCGUCUUAAACGAAUAUAGUAAUGGUCCACUAUUGUAUUUCCUCAAUCUGUUUCUAUCACAAGUGAAUAAGCGGGUGUUUUAGUUUCAAUUAACAUCGAAUUUGGAUUUUUCCCAAAAGAAUUAUCUCAAUCAAAGAUGAAAAUUGACCUUGUACAAAUGAAGUCGCUUUCACUGACAACAGAACCUCUUGAUUGAACAUGUCGACAACCAGUGCUGACUUAUCUUUGUACCCAGCGUCUUUUAGAUCACUGCAUCGUGGAAGAAGGCCAGGUUACAGAUUACAAUUACAAGGUAAGGGUGGUGAAAGUUCACUAUGAACUUUACCAUCGCUGUUUAAUUAUAAAUGUAUUUUAAAAAGAUUGUGUCGUCUUUUUCUCAGGUAACUUAUGACUUGAGAUUAAUCCAAGGAAUGGAUGCUAAUGGGGAUAAAACAAAACAUUCCCUGAACCACUUGCGGGUGAGGAGAUUAAUUUGCGAUGUUCCAAUACAUUAAUUCUGGCUUAUACUGUCAUCUCUAAAUCAAUAAUUAUCCAAGAAAAUUUGUCUGGGCUCCCACGAAAUAAAUCUAUCUACAAAACUGAUAAGGAAUCCAUAAUUUUCUUUCGAUGAUGAAACUAGCUCUCGAAAGGAAAUCCUUAACGAGACUUGGACUGUUUGAAGGAUUUCAGGUUUGUUGUGAUAAUCUCAGCAAACACUUUGUGGUUCUACUGGAGAAAUAGAAAGUUUGCCUCAGUCUUUGAUAAUCCUACGUGUCUUUGAUUUCCCUUUCAUCACAAUAUAGUGUUAACAUUCAGAACAAAAAACAAAGAAAGAAAAAAAGUACUGGACGAUGAAAGCUGUCAAUUUAUUCACUAAUACUGUUGAGUUAAUAAAAAAAUAUUUUUAGCUCCGUGCGUCUUAAAAGGAAAUCGAAAGACAAGAGUUUUCAAAGACGGUUGUAUCUUCAUCACCUUUUAUAAUAGACGCAAAAACAUUAAAAGGUAAGUUUGACAGUAGCUUGCUGGUGUUUAUUCGUUUCAGACGAUGGUGAAAUACAAGAGAGAGAAAUGCAUCGGUCAUCCGGUUUGUUACAGUUUAAUGAGCCUGAAGUGGUGAGAAUAACUCAAAAUAUUUGUGCCAUCUUGUAUGUCAAUUAAACGACUGAGAACAAAAUUGCUACAUGUUUUGAUGAGUGCCAUAAAUUUGUUGUUUAACGACUUAUAUAAAAAAUGAAUUAAUAGCAUAUCUACGUAUUUUUUGCAGGAAGAAGUUUGGUUGGGUCACGUUCAUGUUGAAUUUCUUCACGUUUCUUUUGUUCUUACUUGUACUGACAUAUUUUGCGGUAAAAAGUAAAGCUGAAUGGAUCAAUAAAUGUGAUUCAGAAUGCAAAAACCAGGUGAUCAAGCUUUGUGGUCACUGUUUCCAGAGUUAUUUUGAUUUAAAGUUUCAAAUAGUUGCGUUAACUCUCAACCUAAAAGGUUUCAACAGUGAAAGCAAAUUUUAAAGCAAUGUUAUUAAGGUGCUUUAAACACACAGAAAGCUUGACAUGCUACACCAUACAGUAGCACUUUUUUAGUGUAGUUAAAAGUAAGUAACAUAACAUAAUUCGCGUUUGCCUGGGACUGAAUAAAGAGCCCUGCUGGCCAAUAACCUUUUUUCUUUUUUUAGAGCGGAAGAAAUGACACCUAUUUUGCUUUGACCAUUUUGAUGGCGUUUAACAUGUUCUCCAUAAUCAAAGAGCUCCUGCAGUUGUACAGGCUGGUGAGAUAAGUAAUCAACAUGAGAGCUGUUCUCAAUCAGUCAAUCAACCAGCUAGUCAGUCAGUCAGUCAGUUAAUAAGCCAGUCGGCCAGUCGGAAAAUCAGCCAGUCAGUCAGUCAGCCACUAACUCAGUCGGUCAGUCAGUCAGUAAGUUAGUCAACCAGCCAGUCAGUCAGUCACUCAAUCGGGCAGUCAGUCUGUCAGCCAGUCAGUCAAUCAGGCGGUCAGUAAGUCAGCCAGUCAGUUAACCAGCCAAUCAGUCAAUCAGCCGGUCAGUCAAUCAGCAGUCAUUCAACCAGCCAGUCGGUCAAUCAGCAAGUCAAUCUAUCAGUCAAUCAGUCAGUCAGUCAGUUAAUUAAUCAGUCAAUCAGUCUCCCAGUCAGCCAGUCAAUCAGUAAGUCAAUUAGUCAAUCAAUUAGUCAGUCAGUCAGUUAGUCAGUCAGUUAGUCAGUCAGUUAGUCAGUCAGCCGGCCGGUCAGUCAAUCAGUCACUUAAUCAGUCAAUCAGGCAGUUAAUCACGUAAUCAGUCAAUCAGUCAAUCAGUCAGUCGGUUACUCAGUUAGUCAUUUAGCCAUUGAGCCUCGCAGUGACUCAUGUAAUCUAUGAGUAAAGUCACAAUACCGCCACAAUACACUUUAUUUUUGUCGGCUGAAGCAGCUUGAAGAGUGGCGAACAUCAGUGAAUAAAUAUUCCGUUUUUUCUCAUUAUUCCCUAACUAGCGACUGAAAUAUUUCUGGGAUGCAUCCAGCUACAUGGAUUGGUCUAUAAACCUGUUAGCCUUGGUUUACCUGAUUUCCAAGAAUCCUGGCUGUUUGUGUAAGACGCCUCUUCAGAUGCAUGCAGUAGCAUUGGGUCUGUUUCUUGGUUGGCUCAACUUGGUGCUCUACCUCCGUAGGUCAGCGGUAGUAUUUAUAAUAGAUUGCUUAUCUGGCAAAAGAUAUGAGAAGAUCGUGUGUAGUGCAUGAAGAUCGUCAAAACUGAGCCAGUUUUUGUUUGUUUUCGCAAUUAACGAUCAGACACUGAUUGGCUUUUUGACACAAGACGUAAAGGAUGAACAAAGCAAACUGAAAUAACGUAGUAAACCUUGUCAGAAAUGUUCAUAUCCCGUAAUCGUAUCAGUGACAUCAAUCAUCUUGUAUUAGGACCUGGAAGGUCUGAGGAGGCUCAAAAGCUGUUUAUUGGGACAAGGGGUUUUCUAAUGGAGACAAUUCAAUAGACCUUACACACCCAGCCGUUUGCUGAUCUUUAAAAAAAAAUAAUUGGACCACAAAUAUUCUAUAUGUAGAUAUUUUAUUGAGAUUAAAAGUAAGGUGAGAAAACAGUCAACUAAACAAUAUUAACGAAUAUUUUCCAUGUUAUUUUCUUUUUUCCUUUUAGGCUGUCAACGUAUGGUAGGUUUGUGGUUAUGCUGAUGACUAUGAUACAAACGUUACUCAAGGUAAACUGCAAAGUAGCGAUUUUGGAUUGAGGAAUGUUACCUCUCAUCAGCAAUUUUAAGUCCAAUUUGCAAAGUGAUUUCUUAAUAUAUUCCCUUUCUUUUUUUUUAGGUUAUCAUUCUUUUUAUUCUCUUUAUUUUGGCGUUCGGAAUUUCAUUCUACAUUCUCAUGGGCAAUGUACGUAUAUUUUAGUUCUUUUCUUUUCACUACCCACUGCUUCGGCAUUUUUAUUUCAGGGUAAAUUAUUGAGAAAAGACAGAUACUGAGAAUUCAAAUGUAGAGGUUUUUAUUACGUUUGUUCUAAAGGUCCUAAUGGACACAAAUCCUUAACUUCAAACCUUAUAACUGCAAAGCUGUCGAAAACAGUCACCUAAUAGCCGGCUUUUGAGGAGAAAUCAAGCUACAAAACCAUUUAAUUUAAAAUUAAUACUUUCAAAGGAAACAACAAAAACUUACAUGGGCAGCAUUAGUCUUUGACGUAUCUUGAAGAGCGAACUACUGGAAGAUUUUGACUCGACUUACGUUGACAUGCAUUUAUUGCGAACUUAGAAACUCAGUCGUUUCGACCAUGUAUGCGGAAACUAAAGAAUCUUAAAAAGAUUCAUUGAAUGUUCAUUAUUACCCGUAUUAACAAAAUCAAGACGACCACAAUUGGACGUGCAAACUAUUUGCGAGCGUCACGAGUUUGUUUGUUUGUUUGUUAGUUAGUUUGUUUUUUUUUAACCAGAUUUACCCCCAGUCAAUUCUUAUAAGUAGCUUUCCAUAAGUUAUUAAGCCACACUAUAUCAUUCUGGCUCAUUAGUAAAUGUGUCUCCAUCAAGCCAUUAUUUUCCUACCCGACUAAUUUUCCUUAUUCUUAAUUUGUUUCCAGAAUCAGAAUUUAUUUGGAUCUCUUCCCAAAUCGCUGAUGAAGACUUUUAUUAUGACGCUUGGAGAGUUGAACUUUGAAGCUACCUACAUCAACAAAGAUGUCGACGUUCCAUUCCUUAACUUUGGAAUAUUUAUUCUUUUCGCGCUCGUUAUGCCAAUCAUUCUGAUGAACAUGUUGGUAUGGAACGGCAAACUUGUGUCCAUGUUGUUCCUUAAAGUUUCUAUACGACAGUACACGUAUCAAGUUUAAAAUUCUCUAUACAUUUUAAAAAUAGACGAAUAGGGUGCUUCCUUUCAGAUAACAUUUAACAAGUCACGCACCCAUUUUUAGAAAAAGGAAGUGUGAAAUGAAUCAGCUAAACGUGUAAAUUUAGUUACCCUGACGGAAGACAUUACUACCUUUAAAAUACCUUCCGUGCAAACAUACACCACAACUCACUGUUUUUCUGAUAAAAGCUUUUUGCGAAGUACUUAGGUUGUGACAAAUAUAUAUAGAUAUAUGAAUAAACACAUAGCCUUCGCAGAGAAUGAGCGGAAAAUGUUCCAUUAUAAGACCACAUAAAUCUUGCAAUAACGGAUCCAUGUAUUGUGAACCUGUUACGAGUGAGAAAUUCAAACUCUCUCCAGAUUGGUCUUGCUGUGGGUGACAUUGACAACAUUCAGAAGAAUGCUGUUAUGGAUCGUUAUAGAGUUCAGGUACAAACUGUCUUGGUUCUUUUUUUAUUUGUAAUUAAGUGACAGACACAAAUUCGUGAUUUACUGAACAGAUCAAAGGAUGAAGAAAUUAGUUUGGAAACGAAAGCCGAUUUGAGUUCUGCUGUCAAAAUAAAGCCUUUUGAAUGAUUGUGUUCGACCACAGAAGAAAAGGAAGUUUUAAAUCUAGUUAUGGAGGAUAUCAAGAAAUCGAGGGCUUCAGGAAUCGAAAGUAAUUAUGAUACUCAGUGUUACCUUUAAUUUUGCGAGUUAUCAGUCUCAAAUAUCGAAAUCCAGGUGGGAUCGUAACAUUAUAUUUUCUUGAAAAUUAUCUUAUCAUGAUAUAACUCAGCCAUGAACUAUAAAAAUUGUCUUAAUUUCAGGUCGCACUUCUUCUAGAGCUGGAAGAAUCUCUUCCUAAAUGGCUGUUACGCCGUCUGACCGUGAAAGAACACGCUGAGUAUCCAAACCACCCAAAGACAAUCUGGACAAAGGUGAUAAUGGCAAUGUUCAUUACCAGACUUGGAAGGCUAUCGCUUUCAGAUUAUUAAUCAAUAUCAUAACUUAUUAAUUAGUUAAAGGAAUUAAGGUAUUUGUUUCAAUGUCAUAAGGAUAGACUUGAUGUUAUUUUUAGAUGUGGAUGCUCUUCUGUGAUUUGGGUCGAGUCCAGGGAAAUGAAUAUGACCAGGGUAACCACGUGUCUGUGACUUUAUCUCAGCUGAAAGAUAAAGUUGAUGAACAAGAAAUCAGGUAUGGUCAGUCUGUGGCUUUAUUUCAGCUAGAUGGUUAAGUUAGUGAACAAGGAACUAGGUUUGGUCGGUCUCUGGCCUUAUGUGACUGAAAACAUCAGGGAUACCUUCUUUGUUCUUACUGCGUUUGACGUCAUCUGUGAUCUAUUACUGAAAAGACCUGCAGCAACACGGAGUUUAUUCGCUAAGCUGUUUAAAGGCAAGCUUCUGUAAUCAUGGUUUAUUUACCAAAAAUUGAUGUACCCAACUUAAGCCUAAAGAAAGAAUUCAGAAUAAAUAAUUUUGCUUAGUUUAAACUGAAGUAAAAUAUAAUUUACGUCGAUGUGUUGUGUUUGUAAGUUACCGGCUUUAUUCAUGUAUUCCUUUCUCCUCUUAUUCAUUCAUACAUUUACUGCCUUAUUCAAUUUUGUUCAUUCAUGCAUUUAUCUUUUAAUGUGUAUCUUGUCUAUUAAUUUCGUUAAGAUCAAAAGAGAUGGAAAGAAUUCUACACGAACAUUUACAAGUUCUGAAUGAGAUGAACCGUCGACUGAGAGGAAGCGAAGAAGGGACUGGGCGAAGAAUCAUGAACUGGUUCGGACUCCGGUGAAUAAUCACGGACUU
Molecule: messenger RNA, 13103 nt
Organism: Pocillopora meandrina
Lineage: Eukaryota; Metazoa; Cnidaria; Anthozoa; Scleractinia; Pocilloporidae
Source: the annotation of a GenBank genome assembly